GUGCUCUACUAUAUCCCUCCGCCAGGGUCGGCAGCUCCCGGAAGAGAGGUUAGGCUUCUGCCGCCGGCCUUGUUGUGCUUUCUUCGGGUGUCUACGGGCGGAGCUCUUGUUAUAUCCGGCGGACACGUCGAGUUUACGUUUCUUUCCCGUUAUUUUCUAAGCCUUUAUUCUAUUUAUUUCCGGGAACGUCGACAAAUGUCAACUCCAGCGAGACGGCGCCUUAUGAGAGACUUUAAAAGGCUUCAAGAGGAUCCCCCCGCAGGAGUCAGUGGCGCCCCCUCUGAAAACAACAUCAUGGUCUGGAAUGCUGUUAUAUUUGGACCAGAAGGAACGCCCUUUGAAGAUGGAACAUUUAAACUCACGAUAGAAUUCACAGAAGAAUAUCCAAAUAAACCACCCACAGUUCGAUUUGUAUCAAAAAUGUUUCAUCCAAAUGUAUACGCUGAUGGCAGUAUAUGUCUGGACAUUCUUCAGAAUCGUUGGAGUCCAACAUAUGAUGUAUCUUCAAUACUAACCUCUAUACAGUCACUGCUGGAUGAACCAAAUCCAAACAGUCCAGCAAACAGCCAGGCAGCGCAACUGUACCAAGAAAACAAGCGCGAAUACGAAAAAAGGGUUUCCGCAAUAGUGGAACAGAGUUGGCGUGACUGUUGACACUGGCCCUUGUAAAUGAACACUGAACAAGAGGAAAAGUGUAUGUGUGCGUAUAUAUUAUACAAUAUAUAUACACACAUCUGAAGUGUUUGAGUGAUCUUCCUCUUGCUAGAAUCUUUAAAUGUACAUCAACUGCAAAAAUGGCUGUUGUGCUGUCACUGACUUCCUUAGCCCGAGCUGAUGCUUUUCUCCCUUCCCCUUGGACACCUGAGAGCAUUCGUGUUGAAAACAAAUGUACCGUACAUGGGUUACUUGCAAAAGGUUUCUCUUCUCUCAUCCAGCCACCUGUGUUUGCCGAAUACGGACUGACGUCUGCCAACAGACGAGCACGUCGGCCUAGUAACACCGCUCCUGUGCAGGUUUUUUUUUUUUUUCUAUUUUGCUUUAUAUUUUAAAUGAAUUUCUUGACAUCCUGGUUGGGUAAAACAUUGUUCUUAAUUUCAUUCCGUGUUGCCUCUUUGUAUAUCAGAACACGCUUCUCUGUCUGUAUCUCCAAUUGGUGAAAUAUUUAAAAUGUCCUCCCCCCCCUCAGUUUUCAUGUAGCUCCUGCACAAGGGCAUUCAUGUGUUACCACAGGUUUGCAUGGUGGUCCUAAACUGGAGACUUAUCAGUGCAGGGAAAGGUGGAGGCAUUUCUCAUAGAAACCAGUGGGGUUGCAGCUUUUAUUUUCAUUAAUACUGAGAGCAGAUUACUCUCCAGUGUAUUUUGCCGUGCAGUUGGAAUCCAUGCCUUUAUUACUAAAUGUUCCUGAAGUGAAGUCCAUGGGAAGUGGCUGGUAACACAUGAAGUCACACUUGUGAGGAAUAUCUAAAUUGACAUUGAAACUAAAAGGGUUUGUACAGGCUCUAGAUAUUGAUGAUGUACGAUAGGUCAUUAUCAGAUUAAUGACCCCCAGAAGAAAAAACUGUUCUUAGCCGCCUCCGGAAAUAACACAGUGAAUGGUGCUGGGAGCAGAUGGCUCCAUCCACUGUGUAGGGCGGGGAUCAGCAACCUUUGACACUCCCAGAAUGUUCCAUUCACUGCCAUGGGAGUUAGAACAGCCGAGCGUGUUUGCAUGCUGGGAGUUGUAGUUUCCCACCAGCUUGAGUAAGAAGGUUGCUGAUCCUUGACUACGAUAGCAACCUGACACGGCCACUACACCGUGUUAUUUCUGCCAGGUGUGGGUGUCUGACCCCCACUGAUCAGGCAUUGAUGGCCUAUCUGAAGGGUUAUCAAUAACUAGAGAAUGGACGGCCACUUAGGCUACCUGCAGACGUUGUGGAUUACGUGCAGUUUUUCCAUGCCGCUUCAUGUGCAGAUAAACCGCAAAAUAAUACAGAACCAGGAAAGUGAGAGAUUUCAUAACUCAUGCACACUUAGUUUUUUUUGUUCUGUGUGGGUUUUGAAACCCUCAGAAUGUCAAUUCUUUUGUGCAGAUCUUUCAACGCAAGGGUGAGAUCUGCAGCAAAUCCACACUAAAAGUCGCAAUUAACACAUGCUGAUUUUGGUGCUGAAUUACAUUAGUAUGGAUUUUCUGUUUGUAAACCUGCACUCAUGUGCAGGUAGCCUUAAAGGCCUACUUUUCUUAGUGUCCUUUUAGCGGAUGCCCCUAUUAAUGGCCUAUAACGUAACGUGCAGAUUUGGGUUGUUAUGGAGUUUGAGAUUACAUACAAGGUUUUUCAGAUCCUCCACUUUGUUUUCUAAUGGCAAGUUUUCAGUUUCUACAAGUAACCCAUGUAAAACUGUACAUUCUAAACUUGUAAAUAAAGAAAUGAGUAACCCA
Bufo gargarizans (Asiatic toad) is the source of this 2416-nucleotide messenger RNA. RefSeq names its product ubiquitin conjugating enzyme E2 A (gene UBE2A). Gene Ontology annotation, cellular component: HULC complex. Bases 196 to 654 code for a protein of 152 amino acids. NCBI's taxonomy places the organism in Eukaryota, Metazoa, Chordata, Amphibia, Anura, Bufonidae. The transcript has 6 exons. Gene Ontology annotation, molecular function: ubiquitin conjugating enzyme activity. Gene Ontology annotation, biological process: proteasome-mediated ubiquitin-dependent protein catabolic process; DNA repair; protein polyubiquitination. The record is from RefSeq and is a predicted model, not a curated record.